Pieris rapae (cabbage white) is the source of this 2737-nucleotide messenger RNA. RefSeq names its product saccharopine dehydrogenase-like oxidoreductase. The transcript is spliced from 10 exons. NCBI's taxonomy places the organism in Eukaryota, Metazoa, Arthropoda, Insecta, Lepidoptera, Pieridae. Gene Ontology annotation, cellular component: plasma membrane; mitochondrion; lipid droplet. The record is from RefSeq and is a predicted model, not a curated record. Bases 174 to 1430 code for a protein of 418 amino acids. Gene Ontology annotation, biological process: glycolipid biosynthetic process.
UGCUCAUCAUUUUAUAAUUUUGUUUUGCCCUGCCGGCGCGGUUCGACAGUUUUUUAGAUCACAAAAUAUUACUUCCUUGUAGUUAUAAAAUUAUUGAAAUUUAUCAAAUAUACAUCGAAUUAAUAGGAGUUCAUUUCCACAAUUAAAGUAAUCGCAGUGUUAAAAUUUUAAAGAUGUCUCGCCUGGAUCUGGUGAUAUUCGGUGCGACGGGGUUCACGGGUAAACAUGCCGUGAUGGAAAUGAGUCGACAGUUGAAGCAGUAUCCGCUUACGUGGGGUGUCGCUGGACGCUCCCAGAGCAAGCUGGAAGAUGUGCUCAAGGAAGCGGCACAGAAAACUGGUAAUGACCUCUCGGGAGUAAAAAUAAUAGUGGCUGAUGUGGGCGAUGAGAAGUCGCUUAAGGACAUGUGCAGUCAGGCCAAGGUGUUGGUGAACUGCUGCGGACCCUACCGGCAUUAUGGCGAGCCGGUCGUGAAGGCAGCUGUCGAAUGCAAGUCGCACUAUGUGGAUGUGUCAGGGGAACCGCAGUUCAUAGAAUCGAUGCAGUUGAAAUACGGCGAAGCGGCUCGUGAGGCGGGCGUGUAUGUGAUCAGUGCUUGUGGUUUUGACAGCAUUCCCACUGAUCUUGGGGUUGUAUUCCUGGAGGAAAAAUUUGAAGGCACAGUUAAUUCCGUGGAGUCGUAUCUGAGUUCAGAGGCGAAGGGUUCUGUAAGCAGCGGGAUGAUUAACUAUGGUACCUGGGAGUCGUUAAUUUACGGAAUAACACAUUUAAACGAAUUGCCGAGUCUGAGAAAGAAGAUCUAUCCUGAAAAGUUGCCAGAGUUUAAACCUAAGCUCAAGUCUAGAUCAGUCAUCCACCGGCGCCUAUCUGGAUGGUGUCUUCCCUUCCCGGGAUCUGACUCAUCCAUAGUGUACAGAACGCAGCGUACUUUAUUGGAACGGGACGGAAAACGGCCCGUACAAAUUAAAACAUACGUGAAAUUCGACAGUUUUUUUACUACGUUAGCUGUUGCAUUCUCUUCUGUGAUGCUGUUUAUAUUAACCAGAUUAAGUUUCACGCGGGACCUUCUCCUCAAACACCCUCGUUUGUUUACUAUGGGUGCGGUCACCCGCGAGGGCCCCAGUGAGGAAGUGAUGAACAGCACCACCUUCUCGUUUCUACUGCUGGGUGAAGGAUGGAGUCAGGGGUCUGAUGUCACCUCACCGCCCAAUAAGAAACUUGCAGUUAAGGUGUCAGGUGUGAAUCCCGGAUAUGGUGCGACAGUUGUAGCUCUCUUGUUCUCAGCACUCACAAUCCUUACUGAGAAGGACAAAAUGCCGAAAGAGGGCGGAGUUCUUACCACGGGUGUGGCGUUCAGAGAUACAAACAUUAUCCAACACCUCCACGAAAAUAAUCUUAAGUUUGAAAUUGUUAAUGAUGAAUUUAAAUAAAUUAACAUUGUUUUUAACAAUAUUUAUCCAGUAAAAUUUUUUUGGGAAGUUGAAAAAAAUUUAAUGAGCAAAGUGUUGUUUUUAUUAACUUUUUGUUAUUUUAUGUUAAUGAAGGGUGAGAAAAAUAUAUAUGGGCAGUGGUAAUUGUAUAAUGUAAUGAGGGUGUUAAAACGUAUAGAUAGAUAGAUAACCUAAACGUAAUAGAUUAUAUAAAACUCCAGGAGAUAUAGAACUGUACAGAGCGUUAACAAAUGAAAAUCAUUAUAAUUCCCGUUCUUAGGACUAAUAAUAUAUAUGAAAUUCAUGCAACAAUUGUUUAGUGAUCUCUCCUUCAAAUUCUCGCUGUCUUGUAUCUAGGUUUUCUAGUAUAACGUAAGCAUAUUUACUGCAAUGUAUCCCCACAAAAUAUCAGUAAAAUUAAGAAAAUCUCUCAAAGAUAAGUACGUAUUAAUUUCUGUAGGAAUCAUUGAUGCAUUUCUUAUUCAAGCGUAGUCAAUGUGUGGGCAGUAUAUGUAAAAAGUAAACAAAUCAUCGACGUCAUCACCAUAUACGAAAAACAAAGUGCUUACGUUAUACUUCUUAAUUUUAUUAAGAGACAUUUAAUUUAGGCUGGUUUUACUGUCACGCCGACCGCACGCGUCCCGUCGGCGCUGAUGGUCGAGAUAUAUGAACUAUGAGCGUUUUUGAAUGACGCGUAGCUAUCAGCGCGCACGGUGGUCAGCGCUGAUCGCUGCGGCCGUACGCGUCGCGCGUCGGCGCUGCGUUUUGUCAGCACUGCGUUUUGUCAGCGCUGCGUUUUGUCAGCACUGCGUUUUGUCAGCGCUGACGAUAGCUAGAGCGCCUCUGUUUUCAAUGAGCGUUUUAGUGUCGAACGGAACAGACGUCGUCAGCACGUACUUGUCUUCGUCUGUACAGUAAGGCAGUCAGUACGAUACUAAAACGAGCUACGCUGAGCAUCAUCGCUGAUCUAUGAGUGCCGACGUUGCGCGUGUGGGCCGCGUGACACUAAAACCAGCCUUAAACUUACGUGGUCAUUAUAGUCUUUGUAAUUAAAUUUAUAUUGUAAACCGUUGUGGUAUUUUUACUUAUAAUAAAUACGCGCUGCCAUUAUUUCAUUUUCAUUUUUCAUACUCAAUGUUAACAGCGAUUUUUAAGUUUUAGACGGUGUUUUAUAACGCAUUUAGAGUUAACCUUUUUUUAGUAACUAUUCAUGGUGCUAAUAUCGCAUUUAUUACUUAUUAAUGUGUUUUUAUAUUAUUAACUAUGUGCGUAAAUUGGUGUAUAUUUGUGAAAUUAAAAUGAAUAUA